UUCAGUGCUGUUUGUAGCUUCAAACAUAAACAACAGAAAGUGCCUUUAACACGCAAUUGAAAAACAGAUAACCCCCGUAAAAUGUUGUGGGAAGUAUUGAUACUUCUAAUAAUAGGCAUAGCACUGCUAUGCCAUUGGAUCACCAAGAACAAUGAUUUUUUCAAGAAUCGCCAAAUAGCCUACGAUAAGCCGGUGUUUUUCUUUGGCAGCGGUAAAGAUAUAUACCUAAGGAAAAAAUCGGUGGUCCAAGUAUUCUGUGAAGUCUAUGGUCGUCAUGAUGGCAUUAUCUAUGGCACUUUUGACAAUCGUGAUCCCGUUCUCAUGAUACGCGAUCCGGAUCUAAUCAAACACAUUAUGAUCAAAGAUUUUCAACAUUUUGUAAAUCAUAAAAAACUUCCCGUUGAAAUGGGUGAUAAUCUAUGGACAACAUCGUUGAUUGUAAUGGAAAAUGAUAAGUGGCGUGACAUGAGAAGUACUCUGACACCAGCUUUCACUGGCAGUAAAAUGCGUAACAUGUUCCAAUUGAUCCUAAAGAAGGUGGACGAGGCUAUGACCUACUUGCGGGAAGAACAAGAUAAAGUUACCGGCAACAAGGCUCAGGGUUUGGAAAUCGAUGUUAAGGACUUCACAACACGUCUGACCAAUGAUGUGAUUGCCUCCACAGCUUUUGGCUUGGAAGUGAAUUCGUAUCGCGACAAAGACAACGAAUUCUAUGUGAAAGCAAAAAAAGCCACCAACUUUUCUAUAGCUCAACAAAUGAAAUUGCUCUUCCUCAUGCUGGUGCCACAGGUUAUAAAGUAUUUCAAAAUCGAUGUGUUCGAUAAGGCCUAUACGGAUUAUUUUAUGAAUUUAGUGUUGGAUGCCAUGAAAUAUCGCCAGGAAAAUAAUAUCCAUCGUCCGGAUAUGAUUAAUCUGCUAAUGGAGGCCAGAGGCAUGAUACCCUCAGAGGCGCCCAAGACACAUUUCCGUGAAUGGACCGAUGUUGAGAUGGUGGCUCAAUGUUUUCUAUUCUUUUUGGCCGGAUUUGAACCUUCAUCGGGGGUUAUGAGUUUUGGUGCCCAUGAGUUAAUGGAAAAUCCCGAAGUUCAAAAUAAACUCUUUGAGGAAAUCCAAGAAACUGAGGAGAAUCUACAAGGAAAAUCUUUAACUUAUGAAGCUCUACAGAAAAUGACCUACAUGGAUAUGGUGGUUUCAGAGAUCCUAAGAAAAUGGCCAGUCUCCUUGGUUACAGAUCGCCAAUGCAAUAAAGACUAUGAAUAUGUAUCGCCCAGCACUGGAGAACGUCUGGUCAUCAAGGAAGGCGAUGUGGUUCGCAUACCCAUGUGUGCCAUACAGAGGGAUGCCAAAUACUUUGAAAAUCCUGAGGUUCUAGAUCCCGAGCGUUUUAGUGAGCAGAAUAAAUCGAAUAUAGAAUUGGGUACCUAUUUGCCCUUUGGUUUGGGUCCACGAAGUUGUAUUGGAAAUCGCUUUGCUUUGCUGGAAAUUAAGGCCUUCUUUUACUACCUGUUGCGCGAUUUUCGCCUAGAACCGUCUCCAAAAUCAUGCGUGCCACUGGAAUUGGAUACUGCAAACGUGAAGCUACAACCAAAAAAUGGAUUCUGGAUACAAUUCAAACCGAGAAAGUGUAUAGUGCUGUUUUGCCGCUGGACCACUAAGAACAAUGACUUUUUCAAGAAGCGUCAAAUAGCCUACGAUAAGCCGGUGUUCUUCUUUGGCAGCGGCAAAGAUAUAUACCUAAAAAAAAAAUCCGUGCUCCAAGGUACCUUUGACAACCGUGAUCCCGUUUUCAUGAUACGCGACCCGGAUCUAAUCAAACACAUUAUGAUCAAAGACUUUCACCAUUUUGAGAAUCAUAAAAAACUACCCGCUGAAAUGGGUGAAAGUCUAUGGACUUCAACAUUGUUUGCAAUGGAGAAUAAUAAAUGGCGUGAUAUGAGAAGUACCCUUACGCCGGCUUUCACUGGCAGUAAAAUGCGUAACAUGUUCCAAUUGAUCCUGAAGAAGGUGGACGAGGCUAUGGCCUAUUUGCGGGAAGAACAAAAGAAGGUCGCCAACUAUAAGUCAGAGGGUUUGGAAAUUGAUGUUAAGGACUUCACAACACGUCUGACCAAUGAUGUGAUUGCCUCCACAGCAUUUGGCCUGGAAGUGAAUUCGUAUCGUGACAAAGACAACGAAUUCUACGUGAAAGCAAAAAAAGCCACAAACUUUACUACGACCCAACAAAUGAAAAUGCUCUUCGCUCUGCUGAUGCCGCAGGUUGCAAAGUAUUUCAAAGUUGAUGUGGUUGACAAGGCCUAUACGAAUUAUUUUAUGAAAUUAGUUCUGGAUGCCAUGAAAUAUCGCGAGGAAAAGAAUAUCCAUCGUCCGGAUAUGAUUAACCUACUAAUGGAGGCCAAAGGCAUGAUACCCUCUGAGGCGCCCAAGACACAUUUCCGUGAAUGGACCGAUGUUGAGAUGGUGGCUCAAUGUUUCCUAUUCUUUUUGGCCGGAUUUGAACCUUCAUCGGGGGUUAUGAGUUUUGGUGCCCAUGAGUUAAUGGAAAAUCCCGAAAUUCAAAAUAAACUCAUUGAGGAAAUCCAAGAAACUGAGGAGAAUCUACAAGGAAAAUCUUUAACUUAUGAAGCUCUACAGAAAAUGACCUACAUGGAUAUGGUGGUCUCAGAGAUCUUAAGAAAAUGGCCAAUCUCCUUGAUUACAGAUCGCCAAUGCAAUAAAGACUAUGAAUAUGUAUCGCCCAGCACUGGAGAACGUGUGGUCAUCAAGGAAGGCGAUGUGGUUCGCAUACCCAUUUGUGCCCUACAUAGAGAUGCCAAGUACUUUGAAAAUCCCCAGGUUUUAGAUCCUGAGCGUUUUAGUGAGCAGAAUAAAUCGAAUAUAGAAUUGGGUACCUAUUUGCCCUUUGGUUUGGGUCCACGAAGUUGUAUUGGAAAUCGUUUUGCAUUGUUGGAAAUUAAGGCCUUCUUUUACUAUCUGUUGCGUGAUUAUCGCCUAGAACCAUCUCCAAGGUCAUGUGUGCCCUUGGAAUUGGAUAUCGGAACUAUAAAGCUGCAACCAAAAGCGGGCUUCUGGCUACAAAUCGAACCGAGAAAGUGUUAA
Molecule: messenger RNA, 3096 nt
Organism: Stomoxys calcitrans (stable fly)
Lineage: Eukaryota; Metazoa; Arthropoda; Insecta; Diptera; Muscidae
Product: probable cytochrome P450 9f2
Exons: 8
Coding region: 82-3096 (1004 amino acids)
Molecular function (GO): heme binding; iron ion binding; oxidoreductase activity, acting on paired donors, with incorporation or reduction of molecular oxygen
Source: RefSeq, a predicted model, not a curated record